Messenger RNA from Cooperia oncophora, 198 nucleotides. The record is from the annotation of a GenBank genome assembly. Lineage: Eukaryota; Metazoa; Nematoda; Chromadorea; Rhabditida; Trichostrongylidae.
AUGGGAGAAAGUACUAAAGGGGAUAACAACGCAGGAGAAAGAAUAACAGGAGAAGCAGCAAGUGGACUCAAAACCAUCGGAGGUACCAAUGAGAGAGGGCUGAGUAUAGCCGGACUAAAGAUGCCAGGUGAUAGCACAAACGGGGACAUGGCUACUGGAGAAAGAAUGAUGGGAACGAAUGCGAACGGGACAGAAUGA